This is a messenger RNA of Panicum hallii, 5865 nucleotides long. Its product is annotated as calcium-transporting ATPase 3, plasma membrane-type-like. Gene Ontology annotation, biological process: calcium ion transmembrane transport; DNA repair. Gene Ontology annotation, cellular component: intracellular membrane-bounded organelle; membrane. The transcript has 21 exons. Bases 216 to 5474 code for a protein of 1752 amino acids. NCBI's taxonomy places the organism in Eukaryota, Viridiplantae, Streptophyta, Magnoliopsida, Poales, Poaceae. Gene Ontology annotation, molecular function: ATP hydrolysis activity; ATP binding; P-type calcium transporter activity. The record is from RefSeq and is a predicted model, not a curated record.
ACAAAUAAUUAAAUAUCCCACCAGCCAUAGCACCUUCUGCAAACCCACCGCGUUCCCAGGCGCGCCGGCGGAGGAGAGGCCUCGCCGCCGGAACAGCACCCCCCCAACACACACACACUCCGCUCUCCCGCGCGUGUAACAUCAGACCGUGGAGGGAUCCCGGGAGGCCCUCGCGCGUCCGCCCCCGAACCCCGACCUCGUCGGAGACCGCAGCGAUGUCGGCCGCGGCGGGGACGCCAGCGGAAGGAGGAGGGGAUCGACCGUGGCAGUCUUACCACACGGCGUACACCAACGCCAAAGCUGGAAUGGAGGGAGUUGACAAAGAGAAGGUGCAGAAGGUAAUCUAUGAAAUGAGCAAGGGUUCAAAGUAUUUUGAAAAUGAGCAGAGGAAGGAGGCAUUGACCAAACAAAAGAUUGAACAUCUCCAUGCACAGUGUGCGACAUUGACUGAUAAUGACAUAUCACAUUUUCAGAAGGUUGCUGAAAAGAAAAUGUUGGAGUUAGAGGCUUCACGGGAUCUUUCAAAGAUAUGGCUUCACACUGACAUGGAUGCCUUUUAUGCUGCUGUUGAGACAUUGGAGGAUCCAUCCUUGAAGGGAAAACCGUUGGCGGUUGGUAGCAUGUCUAUGAUAGCUACUGCCAGUUAUGAGGCACGAAAGUUUGGUGUUCGUGCAGCAAUGCCUGGUUUUAUUGGAUGUAAACUAUGUCCUGGCCUGGUUUUUGUCAGACCAAACUUUGAGAGAUACACUCACUAUAGUGAGCUGACAAGAAAAGUUUUCCAGAGAUAUGAUCCCAACUUCAUCGCAACAAGUCUAGAUGAAGCAUAUCUCAACAUAACAAAUGUCUGCAUUGAGAGAGGCAUUACAGGAGAGGAGGUUGCUACUGAGCUUAGGGCUGCCAUUCACCAGGAAACUGGCCUAACAUGUAGUGCAGGGGUUGCCCCAAACCGCAUGAUUGCAAAGGUUUGUUCUGAUAUUAACAAGCCCAAUGGACAAUUUAUUUUGCCAAAUGAUCGAGAAGCUGUAUUGACAUUUGUAUCUACAUUGCCUAUAAGAAAGAUAGGUGGCAUAGGUAAGGUGACAGAACAGAUGUUACGUCAGGUUCUUGGAAUCAAUACAUGUCAGGAGAUGCUGCAAAAGGCUGCUUUCUUAUGUGCUCUUUUUUCUGAAUGCUCAGCUGAUUUCUUUCUUUCGGUUGGUCUUGGAUUAGGAGGUACAGAAACUCCAGAGCAAAGGCAAAGGAAAAGUAUCAGUUGUGAGCGAACUUUCACAGCAACAAAGGAUUCUUCUUUGCUUUUCGAGAAAUUAGCUAACCUUGCUGAAAACUUAACGGAUGAUUUGCAAAAGGAGGGUUUGAAAGGAAAGACACUAACACUCAAACUAAAGACUGCAGAUUUUGAGGUUCGAACGAGAGCAGUAACUACACGAGGCUAUCUCAACUCCAAGGAAGACAUCCUGAUCUAUGCUACUAAGUUGCUUAAGGCUGAAAUGCCUCUUUCUUUGAGAUUGAUGGGUUUGCGGAUGUCUCAGCUUCAUGAUGAGAAGGAUGAUUCAUCUACUUCAACACAAAAGACGCUAGAUAUUUUUUUUCGCUCAUCAAACAGUAACUUAAAUGUCAAUGGAGCAAAUGGUCUGAGUAUCACUAACAUCUCAGGGCAGGAUAAUGGUCCUAUUAGUGUGACAACCAAGGAUGAGUACUUGGUACCUGACACUGGAACUGGUGCGUCCACAGAUCAACAGGAUUUCUUUGUCCAUGAUGAGAGCAUUUUCAUCCCAGAACAAAGGAAUUUGGUCAAUUACAAUAAUGAGGCUGUCUUAAGCAAUCCGGUUAUCGGUGAUGGCUUAGGUGGAGCAAAGAUAGAUGAUGUCACUCCCAGUGCAAAGGUUAUGAAUGCUGAGAAGCUUGAUGAUGUUGACCAGUUGAUCAGUCACGAAGCUACAGCUUCAUCAAGUAAACCUGGUCAGCAGUUAUGGAUUGAUGGUUACAUUUGCUCCAUUUGUGGGUUUGAACUACCUCCAGGAUUUGAGGAGGAGAGGCAAGAACAUUCAGAUUUUCACUUGGCUGAAUCGCUACAGCAGGAAGAAACGGCUGAUAGUAAAAGACCCAUUUGCAGCGGAAGGCUGGCUGAAAAACCAUGCUCUACAACUGCACCCACACCCAAGAAAAAGCUGAAGUCUUCCAAAGAAGGAAAGCAUAUUCCAAUUGAUGCCUUUUUUGCAAAGUGUAAUAAGAGCUUAAACCAAAAGCGUGUACCUGUCAGUACACGUGGUCGGGAGAGCUCAGCUCGCAGACAUAGCCCGGCGAGCAGGAGCGAGCUCUCCCAACUCAGAGGCCGGGACCGGGAGGGGAAGGUGGUACUGAUGCACGGCGGCGUCCACGCUCGGCCGGGGGCCCUCCCCCGAAUUCCCUUCCUCCCCGGCGCCGCACCAGCUCCCUCCUCCCCCGGCCGCCGGCCGGGGCUAGGGGCAGCGCUGCGCCGGUCCAAGACCAAGAGCCGCCUCCGCUUCGGGGGCCCCGCCGCCGGGGACCUCUGCAAGCGAGCCCACCGUGAGAAGCUACGUGUUGCUGUCCUUGUGUCGAAACCCACACUGCAAAGUGAACAUGCAUGUUGCCAAAAACACAUCUACUCAGGUGUUUCACUUCAGAAUGGGUAUUCUGUUCUUGAAGGUGCUAAAGCUGCUGGGUUUCAGAUCUCUGCCGAUGAACUGGCAUCAAUCGUUGAAAGUCGUGACAGUGAAAAGUUGGCCGUGCAUGGUCAAUUGGAUGGAAUUGCAGGAAAGUUGGCAACAUCGUUGACUGAUGGGAUUAAUACAGCUGAGUACAGCCUAAAUCAAAGGCAGGACAUAUAUGGAGUGAACAAGUUCACAGAGAGUGAGGCCCGCAGCUUAUGGGAGUUUGUGUGGGAAGCACUGCAAGAUACCACUCUUAUAAUUCUUAUAGCAUGUGCUCUCAUAUCUUUUGUUGUUGGCAUUGCCACGGAAGGAUGGCCAAAAGGUGCCUAUGAUGGCAUUGGAAUUUUUACAAGUAUCCUCCUGGUUGUUUCUGUUACUGCGACAAGUAACUAUCAGCAGUCUUUGCAAUUCAGGGAUCUGGACAAGGAGAAAAGGAAAAUUUUUGUUCAAGUUACAAGAAACAGUCUCAGACAAAGGAUGUUGAUAGACGAUCUUCUUCCUGGUGAUGUUGUCCACCUAGCAGUCGGAGAUCAGGUUCCUGCAGAUGGCCUCUUUAUAUCUGGGUAUUCAGUAUUGAUCAAUGAGUCCAGUCUAACUGGGGAGAGUGAACCUGUUGUUGUAAAUGAAGAUAACCCUUUUCUUCUGUCAGGGACCAAAGUUCUAGAUGGUUCAUGCAAAAUGCUGGUUACUGCAGUAGGGAUGCGAACACAGUGGGGUAAACUAAUGGCUGCCAUCACUGAAAGUGGGGAUGAUGAAACUCCACUCCAGGUCAAACUAAAUAAAGUUGCAAAUAUUAUUGGAAACAUUGGUGUAUUUUUUUCCCUCUUGACUUUUGUUGUCCUCUCGCAAGGUUUAGUUGCCCAGAAAUACCUUGAUGGGCUUCUUUUAAGCUGGUCUGGAGAUGAUGUGCUCGAGAUAUUGCAACAUUUUUCCGUUGCAGUUACAAUCAUUGUUGUUGCUGUUCCUGAGGGAUUGCCUUUAGCAGUCACAUUGAGCCUUGCAUUUGCAAUGAAGAAGAUGAUGAAGGAGAAGGCAUUGGUCCGACAAUUAGCUGCCUGUGAAACUAUGGGCUCAGCCACGAUCAUUUGCAGUGACAAGACCGGAACACUAACAACCAAUCGCAUGUCUGUUGUCAAGGCCUGCGUAUGCGGGAACACCAUGCAAGUGAACAGUCCACCGGCACCUUCUAAUUUUUCUUCCAAACUCCCAGAAGCUGCUUUGGAAAUUCUUCUGGAAUCUAUUUUCAACAACACUGCAGGUGAAGUGGUGAUUAACCAAGAUGGGCACCGUCAAAUACUAGGGACCCCUACUGAGGUGGCUUUGUUGGACUUUGCAUUGUUAAUAGGUGGAGGCAUUAAAGAAAAGCGGCAGCAAACCAAGGUUGUUAAGGUGGAGCCUUUUAAUUCAACAAAAAAGAGGAUGAGCACCAUUCUUGAGCUUCCUGGAGGAGGAUACCGUGCACAUUGUAAAGGUGCUUCAGAAGUAGUCUUGGCUGCCUGUGAUAAAUUUAUAGAUGCAAGAGGUAGUAUUGUUGCCCUCGAUAACACAACUACAAACAAACUCAAUGGUAUCAUUGAAACCUUUUCUAAAGAAGCACUUAGGACACUCUGCCUAGCUUAUCGGGAAAUGGAUGAUGGCUUUUCCAUUGAUGAGCCAAUACCGCUACAAGGAUACACAUGCAUUGGUAUUGUUGGUAUCAAAGAUCCUGUACGUCCAGGCGUCAGGCAGUCUGUGGCAACUUGCCGGUCUGCUGGCAUUGAGGUUCGAAUGAUUACAGGUGACAACAUAAAUACAGCGAAGGCAAUUGCCCGUGAAUGUGGUAUACUUACUGAGGAUGGUCUCGCCAUUGAAGGUGCUGAGUUUAGAGAGAAAAAUCAUAAAGAACUCAUUGAGUUCAUUCCAAAGAUGCAGGUACUGGCCCGAUCUUCACCACUUGACAAACAUGCACUUGUGAAACACUUGCGCACCACAUUUAAUGAGGUUGUUGCCGUGACUGGUGAUGGUACAAAUGACGCACCAGCACUACGUGAGGCAGAUAUUGGACUUGCCAUGGGGAUUGCAGGGACUGAGGUGGCAAAAGAGAGCGCCGAUGUUGUAAUUCUGGAUGACAACUUCUCCACCAUAGUAACGGUUGCAAAAUGGGGACGCUCUGUUUAUGUCAACAUCCAAAAGUUUGUGCAGUUUCAGCUGACUGUUAAUGUUGUCGCGUUGCUAGUUAACUUCUCUUCUGCGUGCUUUACAGGAGAUGCUCCACUGACAGCUGUUCAGCUUCUUUGGGUCAACAUGAUUAUGGAUACCCUAGGAGCACUUGCGCUUGCCACUGAACCACCUGAUGAUAACUUAAUGAAGAAAGCACCAGUUGGAAGGAGAGGGAAAUUCAUCACAAAAGUAAUGUGGAGGAAUAUUUUGGGUCAGUCAAUAUUCCAAUUUGCGGUCAUGUGGUAUCUACAAACUCAAGGGAAGUACUUGUUUGGGCUUGAAGGCUCUGACGCUGAUACUGUCCUCAAUACAAUUAUAUUCAACACUUUUGUCUUCUGCCAGGUGUUCAAUGAGCUAAGCUCGAGGGACAUGGAGGAGAUCAACGUUCUCAAGGGCCUUCCGGAUAACUCCAUUUUCAUGGGCAUCCUUGCUGGCACCGUCAUCUUCCAGUUCAUCAUUGUCCAGUUCCUAGGAGAUUUUGCCGACACCACGCCUCUCACCCAGCUCCAGUGGCUCGUCAGCAUUCUCUUUGGCCUUCUUGGGAUGCCUAUUGCUGCUGCCAUCAAACUGAUUCCCGUGGAACCGCAUGAAGAAGGCAAUUGACAUAGAACAUCGUAGAUCAUAGUCCUGAAGACGAAGUGCAAUAAUUCAGGUUCGCCAAAUCCCAAAUGUGGUAAGCUCAUCCGCACUCCCAAUAUAUAUUCUUCCCUGAGCUGAUGCAUGAGAACAGCGGCACUGACCCGAGGUUGACAGCGAAUUGCAAAGAAACAUUUGGAUUGGGUGCAACAGAUUAUGUGUUCCUUUCGGUUUUCCUCCACCAGGAUCAACAGCCAACCAUGGAACUUAUCGGCUGGUUACCAACAUGUAUAUUUAACUGUACAAUUAUUUCCCCCUUUAAAAUAGUGUAGGUUAUAAUAACAGGGGAUUGUACAUACGUUCUACCCUGUGUCAAUUGUAAGUCGACUGUACACUGAAUGGAAUAACGGUUAUAUCA